This is a messenger RNA of Suillus paluster, 1745 nucleotides long. RefSeq names its product Phosphomethylpyrimidine kinase-domain-containing protein. NCBI's taxonomy places the organism in Eukaryota, Fungi, Basidiomycota, Agaricomycetes, Boletales, Suillaceae. The transcript has 9 exons. Gene Ontology annotation, cellular component: cytosol. Gene Ontology annotation, molecular function: hydroxymethylpyrimidine kinase activity; phosphomethylpyrimidine kinase activity. Gene Ontology annotation, biological process: thiamine biosynthetic process. The record is from RefSeq and is a predicted model, not a curated record. Bases 19 to 1674 code for a protein of 551 amino acids.
AGAGACACCAGGAGCAUCAUGACACUGGAAUACCUGCCGGUCCUUACAAUUGCAGGUAGUGAUUCCAGCGGAGGGGCAGGCAUACAAGCAGACCUGAAAACAUUCACUGUUCACGGAUGCUACGGUGCAAGCGUGACUACUGCGCUGACUGCCCAAAACACCACUGGUGUGCAAGCGGUGCACGGAGUACCUCCUGACUUCGUAAAGCAGCAGAUGAGCUCUGUUUUGGAUGAUGUUGAUGUCAAGGCGAUCAAAACUGGUAUGCUCUUCGAUACAGAGAACACAAAGGCAGUCGCGGAGAUGCUCAAGGGCCACUUUAAUGCCAAGGGGCACAUUCCAUUAGUCUGCGAUCCCGUCUGCGUCUCUACCUCCGGCCAUGUUCUCUUGCACCCAGAUGCCGUGGAUACCCUUAUAGAUGAUAUCUUCCCUCUUUCGGACCUCAUCACUCCAAAUAAAUCAGAAGCGGAACUUCUUCUUAAACAACGCCAUUUGCCUUCUCACAUUGCAAGCUUAGAAGACAUGAUCAGCGCUAGUCGACGGUUGAGGACGCUCGGCCCACAGGCUGUACUUUUGAAAGGCGGUCAUUGCGUAGUUUCGCUAGCGGAUGUUACAAAUAUCUCCUCUGACGACACGCAGGUGAUCCGAGAAGGUCUUCUGGACGAUAACGCGAAUAUCCUCCGGAUUCAUGGAAGGAAUGAAACACACGUCGACUCACUCGUGGUAGAUGUCCUUUGUACAUCUGACGACCGCGUCACUAUUUUUGCUAGGACUAGACUAGAGUCGACGAGUACCCAUGGCACUGGUUGUACGCUGAGUGCCGCGUUGGCCUGUCAACUUGCGAGGGGAACGCCGCUGACUGAAGCUGUAAGACUUGCGGCUGCUCAUAUCCAUAUUGGAAUCGAGACCGCUAAUCCAAUCGGGAGCGGAUUUGGCCCUUUGAACCACGUCCAUUCAAUUGCUCCACGUCUCAUCGCGCCGCGAACCAAGACAAACCCAUACCCACUUACGAGUUCUCUUAUACGGGGUUCAAGGGUAAUUUGGAAAGAGUAUGUUCAACACGAGUUCGUAGUAUUACUGGGCAAGGGUACCCUUCCAAAGGAACACUUCCUUCACUUCAUUAAACAAGAUUAUCUUUAUCUCAAAUAUUAUGCUCGGGCGUAUGCAUUCCUUGCAGCCAAAUCGCAUGAAUUUGCACCCAUAUUGGCCGCUAUCGAGGUAGUCUUCAGCAUAGUUCGAGAAAGCUCGAUGCACACGGGUUAUUGUAUCGAGUGGGGCAUCACAGAGGACGAAUUAAUCAAUACCCCCGAGUCUCCCGCCUUAACAGCUUAUGGGGCUUUCCUUAUCGACGCCGGAUUGCAGGGCGAUCCUAUGAAACUUAUGGUCGCCCUUGCUGCUUGCCUGCUCGGUUACGGAGAAGUUGGCCUGUGGCUCAAGGAAGAGGCACAAGCGCCCAACUCGUGGGUUCGAUUGGAGGGUAAUCCGUAUCUCAAGUGGAUAGAAGACUAUUCAGGCGAUGUAUAUCAAAUGGCGGUGAAAGCCGGACUAGAAACGCUCGAGAACCGUGCAGCAGUCGAUGCGCCUUCCCUUACCAGGUUCACGGAUUGGCAAGAUGUCUGGGAACGGUGUACGCGGCUGGAGAAGGGUUUCUGGGACAUGGCGAUGAACCUUGCGUAACCACAUUUUGUUAUUAAACUCGCCGAAGUGAUGCUGCCAUAAUGAUACUCUCGCGGAAACAUCCCAUCCAC